This is a messenger RNA of Trypanosoma cruzi, 2271 nucleotides long. RefSeq lists its product as uncharacterized. Lineage: Eukaryota; Euglenozoa; Kinetoplastea; Trypanosomatida; Trypanosomatidae. The transcript has a single exon. The record is from RefSeq and is a predicted model, not a curated record. Gene Ontology annotation, molecular function: protein binding. The coding region runs from base 1 to 2271 and encodes 756 amino acids.
AUGUCUCAUGGGCGUGGAAAUUUACUAGAGGCAACGGCGGAUGAAUUUUUGCGCAGCAUUUCUGUUGAACCGGACUGUCAAAUUAAGGCUUACCCGAACGGGGCCGAAGCAGGCAUCGCGCAAAAAUUGCCUUUUGAUGCCCGCAUCGUGGAGGUGGAUGGGCAGGCCGUCACGGACAGGGGUGAACUGCGCGAGAUCCUGCUCUCUGGGGAUGCAUCCCGGCAAGUGUCUGUGGUAUAUGAAAAGACCAAUGAGCCCUCGGAGCGGGUGAAAAUCGAAGAAAGCGUGAGGUGUGACGGUUGUGUUAGCGGAGUUGCCCAACAGCCGUUACUGGAGACUGUUUUGAACAAAAUAGCUGACGAGGAUUUGUCUCUACCGGUUUCCCAAGAGACCCCGGUACAAUCAUCUUUGUCAAAACUGUCGUCCCAGACGGCAUUCUUGUUGGACACUGGGUCUUGUGCCAGUCAGUCUGCGGCAAUGAAAGAUGGGGAGGAGGAUAAAACUUCGGUUGCCUCCAGCGACCUCACGGCGGAGACCACGGGGAGUGCUCCAUGCCACAGCAUGGGUGCAGGUUAUUUAAACAAAGUAAAUAGCGUUCCUGAGCUGUUGGAAUUUGAAAAAAUAGAUACACCUGCACGCACUGAAGAUUCAUUUCAUGUAAACUUGAGACGGCCAUCGGAAAAUUCAAUGCGGCGGCGCCUCAUGCGGGCCGUGGAAAUGGUGGCUGUCGGUCGGUGUAUUGUUUGUGUCUGCUAUGACGUAAAUCCAAUUGCCGAGAUUGAGCUUGUGGCCAAAACGCUGAAUAUGCACAUCGUCACAAUUGACCUCGGAGUGAAGUUACGCCUAAGGCCGAAGGCAGAGGUGUUUGUCGAGCAAUUCAAAGCGGCCAUGUAUGACGGAGCCUGGUUUGUUCUUGUAAAUGCGCACAAGUCCAUUGCCUCCUGCCGCAUUCUUGAGGAGCUCCUGAAGGAGUCAGAGAGUCGUAACUUUCAAGGGUUCAGUUCCAACGCUAGGGUUAUCAUCUGCCUGGAACCGCAUCCACACUUUCCGCGCUUUCUUCUUAAGGAGGCGGAGAUUACGAGAAUUCAAAGUUGCUUAUCGGCGUCAGUGUCAGAAUUGUCGAUGGCAACAUCGAUGUCAUGCAAUCGACUUGUAACCGCGGAGUCAUGGUACUCACGACGGACUUCUGGAUGGGGUGUCCCAACAACCUCUGACACAGUAGUGGGAACCACUGGGGACAAACCUCGUGUACGCAUUAACGCUUCCGUAGAUGUGGUGGACAUUGCUCCGCGUGAGGUGGUGUCCGCGCCUCGAGAGCGCCCACUCAAUAUCCAUGGUGCCGUUGUCCUUCGUUCCGCCUUUACUGGUGUCCCGGGCGAUAAGUUUCUUUGCGUGGUGUCUGACGCUGUGGAAGGACGCUUUGCAGUGGGUUCGUCCAUGGGCAAUGUGUACUUUGUGGAUGAACUUGGAAAUUCUCUAAUGCAAGCACACACCCACGAAGCCGCCAUCUGGGACAUCAGCUUUAAGGAGAGGUACCAAUUUGCCACGGGCUGUGAGGAUGGCAAUGCAGUUGAAUGGUCCUUUGAGAUGGGAGGCAUCGACGGGGCGGCACUAUCGCCAACGUCAUCUACAUCUUUGGGGAACGACGUGUAUUGCGUAUCGUACGUGCAUGGGCAAACGGUUCCACCACUUCUUAUUGGUGGACUGAGCCGCAGUAUUGUUCUUUGCAGUAACGACAGGCCGGUGCAGCAUCUGACUAUCUCGUCCAAUGCGCAGGUGAUGGACUGCAUUCCUACGGGAUCUGUUGUAUUAGUGGGAGGCAGCGACGGGUCUAUAACGGUUGUGGACGUCGCCUCAAACUCCAUUCUGACUUCCUUUAAAGGACACUCACGUAAACUGCCAGCACUGACAGUUCGAGACAACAACCAAUUCUUUACCGGGUCCUUUGACAGCACCAUUCUUUCCUGGGACUACCGCGUCCCUUAUCGCCCCACGGGAAAGCCCAUCAUUGAUGGGUUGCCAUCUGCAAACUUUACACACACGCUGCAACUAAAAGAUUAUGUGACGGGUCUUCAUGUAGAUGAUGUACAUUUGGCAGCGAGUGUUGGCGAGAAUUUGUACCUGUGGGACGUACGCAAACUAACGGAGGUAUUGGGAGGGUUUCCACAGGCCUGGAAGGGCCUUUCGCGUGGUGUGUGGGUAAGCAGCAUUUCCCGUUGCGUUGUAACCGCAUCACAGGAUGGAUACGUACGUUUUUGGACCUUUGUGUAG